This is a messenger RNA of Bombus impatiens (common eastern bumble bee), 3581 nucleotides long. RefSeq names its product prohormone-2. Lineage: Eukaryota; Metazoa; Arthropoda; Insecta; Hymenoptera; Apidae. The transcript is spliced from 9 exons. The record is from RefSeq and is a predicted model, not a curated record. The coding region runs from base 162 to 1241 and encodes 359 amino acids.
AGUUUUCUAGUCGUCCUGCUCAGCCUCGACGUUCAUUCUACGUUGAUCAGCCGAACUCACUAGUUCUCUGCAUCUUUUGGAGAAACGCUCCCGUAAGAAGAAAUCUGAGAAGACUGACCAGAAACCUAGAACGAAGAGAAUAGUCGACGUUAAGUAAGAUCAUGUGUGACUGGGUGUGGUUACUAACUCUAUAUUCCCUCUUCGUGCUAGCACAACCUUUGCCAACGAAUCUGGCAGAGGAUGCAAAGAAGACUGAACAAACAAUGAGACCAAAACCUAAACGGGCACAGGAAAUGUUGAUGUACGGCAACCAACAGAAUCGUCAGCCGGAGAAUAAACCAAGCUCAUCUUAUUCGUCUACCGUGGAAAAGAGAACUCUAGCUGCAUCAGGACUAGGUGGAUUGAAAGCAGCCCUUACCGAGAAAGAAAAACCAUCUCAUUCUAAUGCACCUAACAACGUUCUCUACGACCAUGAUUCCUUUUCUCCAUUUGAUAGAAACUACGACGGAUAUGGAAAAAUCCUGAUGAACGAAUUUGGAUAUGAGAUGCCUCAAUGGGAUGUUCCGUCGUACUCUCGUUACUACUUGAACGAUGAUCGUCGGAAGAGAUCCGAGAAAUCAACAGUCACCGGAUCUACCACCAUGAAACCGUCCACGACCACUUCCUUCCAGUCUCCAACAUCUUCUACUCAGCAAUCUAUGCAGGUGCAAGUAAAGAGAAGCGUCCCGAUUUAUCAGGAACCACGAUUUAAGAGAGAAUUGGAUAUUGACCCGCAAGAUGUUUUAACACUCCUCUCCCUCUGGGAAAAUGAACGCCACAAGCGAAACUGGCAUAAAUAUAUGGACGAUGAAUAUGAAAAUGUAGACGAUGAAGACAACCUUCUUGAAGAAGAAGAUCCUCGAAACAUCAUUCCUUGGAUGGAUUCUUCGGCGUAUCCCCCUCGACAUUACAGCGUAGAGUCUUUAUCACCGGCAGAUAUUGGAAUCGUUCGUACUCAUCCAUCCAGCUAUUACGAACAAUACGAAAAUCAGUACGGGCAACAAUAUGAUGCGACUUCUCAAUACGGCAGUCCUCAGUUUGGUUUGGUUUAUCCUCAACAGACUUACUAUAAUACCCCCGAGAAAAGGUUUAUGGUCUCCAGGAAACGCUCGCAGACGUACGAUCCUUACUCCAGCGCAGCUCAGUUUCAAAUAAAUCCCCAAUCACGGGGAUACCCAUACCAACACCAUCUCAUCUACUAAAUCGAUAUCAACUCGACGAACAGCAACAAAAUUAACACGAAACUAUCGAGAAUGUAUUUGAAGAAAGUGAAAGAUCCUAUCGAUAAAACGCGGAAAGAGGGUAACGAACUGAUGUUUUCGGACUCAUGUAUACGCAAAGAGGAACCAGACAAAAAUUUUGGGCUUUCUUGGCGAAUGUUCCCUCUCUGACGUCUUCUUCAUUUGACUAUUCUGUCUUUAUUAUGAACACAGCGGUACGUGCUUGAGAAAGACUACACUUAUUUUAACAAAUACGGUGCUCAGAAAGACUAUUCAUAGUUUACAAGAGUCUGCUGAAGAGACAAUAGUUCUUUUAAUUAACUUCUUAAUCGUGUGGUCACCAAUCAUCGAAAUGAGUAACGAAGAAAAAUUUGAGUAAUAUUUUUUCAACAUCUUUCGAAAUCCUUCAAAAGUAUUAAGAGAAGCCGAUGGAUAUAGAAGCGUCUUUGGUUUCAAUGUACUCUUGUAUUUUUCCGCAGAAAACGAUGAAACUUUAAGGCGCAAGAAAAAGGCACAGCCCGCGCGAUGACUGAAAUCGUUGAAAAUAAUCGUAGUUACUCGAAUCAAAUUACCCUCAAACUUGGUUCAUGACUUUUCUGACUGAUUAAAAAGAGAGAAAGACGACGAAUAGUUUUUUUCAUGAAUUAGCUCGAAGAUAGUCGUAGCACAAGAUCUAAUAGAUAAACAUAGUAGGUAUGAGAAAAUGAUUAAUAUGAAAUGAAAAGAUGAAACGAUACUUCUAAUUCGGUGACCUAGAGAAAGGUAGAUGAUUUCUUAGCAAAAUUUAGAGCGAAAGAUGAUGCUGAAAAUAUUUUAUAACUUUCUCAUUACGUUUCACAUCUACGGAUAUGUAUAUCUUGUUAUAAAUAUAUAUACAUAUACCUAUAAUAUGUCGAGAAAAAUGAGCAAAGUAACUGAAGUUCGAUCAAGCUUGUUUAUACCACUAUUAUAUAUUUCAACCCCUUAAUUUACUUUGCAAGAGGCAAGAGAUAAAUGUUAAAGGUACACAAAUACAUGAAAUAUUGAAGCACGGUGUAUAUUGAGUACUGCAAAUAUCAAUUUGAAUCCAAUGAAAUCGUCGGUAUUUAGAGUUAUAACAACAUAUCUUCUACUGGAUUCAUAUCUUAUAUUCAACGUGCCGACAUGACCGAUAAUUCUCAAUCCCCCCUUACUUUAAACAUGAUCGUCAAUUAAUUUUUCUAACCGUGUACAAAAUACAUAAUCGCAACAUUCAUCGUCAGUGAAGUAUUGAUGAGUGUCAAUGCAUAUUUCAAUGAUAUUCACUUCUAUGGCUGACUAAAUAACUUUCGAAAAUAAAAAUUUCACGACUCGAUUGUAAUCCUCGAUGAUUAUCGUUUCCAGUUGUUUGACAAACAUUAUUGUUGAAUGAUACUAAUAAUUUCUAUUACGAGUUGGCAUUAAUAGAAAGCAAUCACGUUAACAAUGUCUUAUCGUAAAAGUAUUUGCAAAUUCAACAAAAAUUAAAAGAAGAUAAAAUUGUGAGAUUUAUCGAGUGCGUGAAAUUUUUUAUUCUCGUCCUCUGCUGCGAAUGUAAAGUGUAAAGCACCGUUAUACCGAUAAUCCAUCGUCUUACCAUUGUCAGAAAAAAUAAAAAAGAAAAAUACAGAAAGGUAAAAAAAAAAGAAAAGAGAAAGAAAAAAGUAUAUAAAUAUAUCUAUACAAACUACACCGAGUGACAUCUAACGUUUUUGUCGAUCGAACCAAACACGGCCUUCCAUAGAGCAAACGUUCCGAGGAGACUGAGUAAUUUUUCCUUUUCGUUCCUUGUUGUUUGAUCAGUAUAUGCUUGAAAUGCGUAUAUAAUAAUAUAACAUAUGAUAUUGUAACGGUAGGAAAAAGGAAAAUCUAACGGAUGACUGACCGAUCAAUUGGACGCGUGACGAUCGGCACGAAGAAAAUCUUUUGUGCUAUAUAUUUUUGACGAUCGUUUAGCAUGUAAUUAGAAUUACGUAGACUAAGUAAUACCAAGAGGGAAUGAUUCAGUAUUUACUACUUAUUAACAUGUAAUUAAUGUUAUAGAUAAUGAAAAGUAUCGAUUAUAUAUUGUGUAUGAUUAAAGGAAUGUCAAUCAAUCGGGUUUGGGUUUGGGUUUCAUUGAUACGCCGUAAUGUUUCGCAAUCGAACAAGGUAUUUACUUGAGAAAUUAAACAUUUUAACGGAUAAUUGUUUGAAAAAUAUCUCCAGAUACUAUAUUGUGUGCGUAUUUUACAGCUACAACUUUUCUUCUCUUGUUGAAACAAAUUUAUUAUCUUGAAUCUCUAUUAAACUGUAAAACAUUACAGUCGCGAGAUUUUUCGUAAU